CUUGGUUGAGGGCAAGGGCAGCUUCCUGUCGGCUUCAGCCCGGCAGAGAGCGCCGGGCGCGGCCGCCAUCUUGGCUGAGGGCAGGGCCUCGGCGGGGCGGAGGGAGAAGGGGAUUCCACAAAAAUUCCGCGGAGGAGCGGCCAGAGACCCGCGCGGCCAUGGGGAGGAUCGGGCUGCAGCUCCGAGCCACGCUGGAGAACAUCACCCGGCUGCGGGCCGAGGGCGAGGACUUCCGAUGCUGAAAUGUGGGAACUGCGGCGAAGUCUCUGAGAAGUGGCAGUACCUGCGGCUCAUGGACAGCGCUCCCCUGAAGGGUGGCCGAGGCAGUGCCACGAUGGUGCAGAAGUGCAAGCUGUGCUCCAGGGAAAACUCCAUCGAUAUUUUAAGUCAGACAAUCAAGCCCUACAAUGCUGAAGACAGUGAGAAAUUCAAGACAAUAGUGGAGUUUGAAUGCCGAGGUCUGGAACCGGUUGACUUUCAACCCCAGGCAGGGUUUGCUGCUGAAGGUGCAGAAUCUGGCACACCUUUCAAUGACAUAAACUUGUUGGAAAAGGAUUGGAAUGACUAUGACGAAAAAACAAAGGAAUCUGUUGGAAUCUACGAAGUUACCCACAAAUUUGUAAAAUGCUGAAGUUCACAGCCCUAAUAAAUCUUGACAUGCUCAUUGAUGGAGGAGCUGUAUCCCUCAGAUACAGUUUCCUUGGAGUUUUACUUUUUUUACAGGGCUGCACUUCAGAAACCCAAGUUCAUAGAAUCGUUAAGGCUGGAAAAGACCUCCAAGAUCACCGAGUCUGACCUUUGACCAACAUCACUAAGUUGUACUUACUGUCCCCAGCAUUCCCCAAUAAAAUACUUUCCACAGAGCA
Molecule: messenger RNA, 866 nt
Organism: Empidonax traillii (willow flycatcher)
Lineage: Eukaryota; Metazoa; Chordata; Aves; Passeriformes; Tyrannidae
Gene: CZIB
Product: CXXC motif containing zinc binding protein
Exons: 8
Coding region: 236-631 (131 amino acids)
Molecular function (GO): zinc ion binding
Source: RefSeq, a predicted model, not a curated record